Gastrolobium bilobum is the source of this 1786-nucleotide messenger RNA. Its product is annotated as pyruvate kinase isozyme A, chloroplastic-like. Gene Ontology annotation, molecular function: potassium ion binding; pyruvate kinase activity; magnesium ion binding. The record is from RefSeq and is a predicted model, not a curated record. Gene Ontology annotation, biological process: glycolytic process. Gene Ontology annotation, cellular component: cytoplasm. Bases 1 to 1758 code for a protein of 585 amino acids. Lineage: Eukaryota; Viridiplantae; Streptophyta; Magnoliopsida; Fabales; Fabaceae. The transcript is spliced from 7 exons.
AUGGCUGCAGCAGCAGCUGGCGAUCUACGUCUUGUUUUCAAAUUUACUGUAGCGGGAAACACACGAGUUGAUUUGAGAAAUGGGGUUUUUGGCACCCCAUUUUUGAAUCGAGGGCUUUGUUGUAACAGAGAGAAUUGGAAGGGAACUAUUGGGGAUGGGGUUAAGGUUUGUGCAGCUGUGCAAGUGGGUUUGGAGGAAGGAUCAAAGAGCAAGGUUUAUCCAAGCUGUUUGGAGGGGAAUUUUGGGUUGGAUGUGGUUUCAGAAGGGUAUUUGAGAGAGAAAGGGUUUAUGGGGUUAAGGAAGACAAAGCUCGUGUGCACAAUUGGUCCCGCAUGCUGCUCACUGGAGGAUUUAGAGAAUUUGGCAUUGGGAGGAAUGAACGUUGCCAGGCUCAACAUGUGCCAUGGCACUAGGGAGUGGCACCGUGAUGUCAUUAGAAAGAUUAACAAGUUGAAUGAGGAAAAAUGUUUCUCUGUUUCUGUAAUGAUUGAUACUGAGGGUAGUCAGAUUCAUCUUGUUGAUCAUGGGGCUCCUUCAUCUGCUAAAGUAGAGGAAGAUUCAAUUUGGCGCUUUACUGCCGAACGUUUUGAGGGAUCUCGUCCAUUUACCGUUCAAGCAAACUAUAAAGGUUUUUCUGAAGGUAUUGAAGUGGGUGAUGAAGUAGUUAUUGAUGGUGGAAUGGCAAGCUUUGUAGUCGUUGAAAAGACUGAAAAUGACUUGCAUUGUAAGUGCAUAGAUCCUGGCCUUUUCCUUCCUGGAGCCAAAUUUAGUUUCUGGAGAGAUGGAAAGAUUGUGGGGAGGGAUUACAAGCUUCCCACUCUAUCGACAAAGGAUUGGGCAGAUAUUGAUUUUGGUAUAUCUGAGGGAGUUGACUUUUUUGCCUUAUCCUUUGUCAAUCGUGCUGAUUCUGUUGAGCAUCUAAAGAAGUACCUCUCUACCAAAUCAACCAAAUCCAUAAAAGUAUUGGCAAAGAUAGAGAGCUUGGAAUCUCUUCAUAAUCUGGAAGAAAUAGUGCAAGCUUCUGAUGGAAUCAUGGUGGCUCGUGGUGACCUUGGAGUCGAAAUACCACUUGAACAGAUUCCUGCAGUCCAAGAGGAAAUAAUUUACAUUUGCAGACAACUUAACAAGCCAGUGAUUGUAGCUUCUCAGCUUCUUGAGUCAAUGAUUGAAUAUCCAACACCAACACGUGCUGAGGUAGCAGAUGUUUCUGAAGCAGUUCGACAGUAUGCUGAUUCUUUGAUGUUGUCUGGUGAGUCAGCUAUUGGAUCCUACGGACAAAAAGCUCUGGCAGUACUUGAUAUGACUAGCAGUAGAAUGGAAUCGUGGGCUCGUGUGGAAAACAGACAAAGUCUUCUCAAUCACCAUCAACUUGGAGUAUCAUUACCUGAUCGCACCACUGAGCAGAUAUGCAGUUGUGCUGUUGAAAUGGCCAACAACCUUGGCGUGGAUGCCAUCUUUGUAUACACAAAGCAUGGACACAUGGCAUCACUCCUAUCACGCAACCGUCCAAAUUCUCCCAUAUUUGCUUUCACCAAUGAUGAAAGUACACGUAUGGCUCUGAAUUUGCAAUGGGGUGUUGUAGCCGUCCAUGUUGAUUUGUCAGAUGAUGCAGAAUCUAACAUAUCAAAAUCCAUUGGAUUUAUGAAAUCUAAAGGAUUGAUCACCCAAGGAGAUGAUGUUUUAGUGGUAUCAGAUGUUCCCCCAACACGAGCAACCCCGAUGGCUUUCCAGUCAAUUCAGGUAAAGACCAUUAUCUAGAAUUCAAAGCAGCAAAUAUCACCUAUGC